Molecule: messenger RNA, 4123 nt
Organism: Suillus bovinus
Lineage: Eukaryota; Fungi; Basidiomycota; Agaricomycetes; Boletales; Suillaceae
Product: P-loop containing nucleoside triphosphate hydrolase protein
Exons: 13
Coding region: 53-3712 (1219 amino acids)
Biological process (GO): maturation of SSU-rRNA from tricistronic rRNA transcript (SSU-rRNA, 5.8S rRNA, LSU-rRNA)
Cellular component (GO): nucleolus; intracellular anatomical structure
Molecular function (GO): ATP binding; RNA binding
Source: RefSeq, a predicted model, not a curated record
CAUCAUCAAAAAAGUCUAUGCUACAACUUUCACCAAGACAGCCUGACGCUUCAUGGACCUUAAGCAUGAGCGACACAAUUCUAAGGCUCGCCGGUCUACAGCAGGCUCGAGGAAGAAGGGGAAGGUACGUCGUAAAAGCAACGGUAUUGCCACUACAACCGAUGCACUACCUGAUCCCAACGCUGCGAUCCUUGAAUACAAAUCACUCGAAGAUAAGGAGCGCGACAGAAAAGAGAGGCUUGUGAAGGAGCUUGCAGCACAGUCAGAAUCCAAAGUAUCGAGACAGAAGCGAAAGAGGCUGGAAAAGUAUGUUGAGAAAAAGCUAAGAAAAGAAGAGAGACUUGUAAUUUUUGAGAAGCUAGCCCAGACGCAAGCUCAAACUUCAAGCCUUGAUCUUCAAUCAUCGUCUACUCUUGGUACAGGAGCUACCUCUACAGCUCGGGAACGCCAGGAUAAGCUAGAAGACAAGGAAGUACGUCGUGCUAUGGAGGGCCAUCCCAAUAAGCGUCGACGGCGCCAUAACGAUUUCACUAUUCAUGAAUACGGAGAUAGCGAGGGCGAAUCUGACGCGAUGGAUGACUUUGUUGAGACAGCUGAUCAGACACCACAGCAUGAUGAACAUGAGGGUCCAGUGACGAAGGAGUUCUUUGAUCCUACUUUGGCUUCGACAGUCUCGCAGCCAGCUUUAUCCACUUUCGCUGUUGGUGGAGCGCUCAAACGGAAUCCUGAUGGUUCUGUUGUGGCGCCCCUAGUCGUGAAUAAAAAGAAUGGAAAGAGUCGAAUGAAGGCCUCUUUUCCGAGCUGGAAAAGAAGGGUGCCACAGACAGAGAUUUCAGAACAGGAAUCAGAAUCAUCAUUUGACAGCUCUGAUUCGGCCUAUGAUACCGAUGAAGAACAGCACAAUGAAGAUCGAGAAGAAAACAUCUCGGCAGUAGGUUCAGAUGAGGACGAAGAGUGUCCUCCACCUGCAAAGAAACGUCUUGGAUUUAAGGACUGGGCCGUAAGACAGCUCAACACAGCAAAAGGUCAUGUAAUAACUGAAGGGACCCCAUCGUUGCUCGAAAUCGAGCACCCAGCCCCACCUCCAUCUCAAAAACCAAAGUCAAUGUCGUCACAGCCGAAUUCAAUGCGCGGUCCCCUGGGUGAAGACCUCAAGCUUCCUUCUACAUCUUUUGCAGAACGCAUGACGAAAACCCAAGAAACGUUUUCUGCGUCUUCUAGAAGCAUCAAGUCGGUAUCCGUUAUUCGUCCCCUUGAUAUCCAGGAGUCGAGGAUGCAGUUGCCUAUCAUUGCAGAAGAGCAGCCCAUCAUGGAAACCAUCAUGUUCAAUCCAGUGGUAAUUAUCUGCGGUGAAACUGGUAGCGGAAAGACUACCCAGGUCCCACAAUUUCUCUACGAAGCCGGUUUUGGCAAUCCUACUGGAGAAAACCCUGGAAUGAUAGGCGUUACGCAGCCAAGGCGAGUUGCGGCAAUGUCAAUGGCGUCUCGAGUGGCUCGUGAACUAUCCUUGACCUCGUCCCGCGUGUCGUACCAGAUCCGAUACGAUGCAACCGUGUCUCCUUCAACUACGAUCAAGUUCAUGACCGAUGGGGUACUUUUGCGUGAACUUGCUACCGAUUUCUUACUCUCAAAAUAUUCGGUGAUUAUCAUCGACGAAGCGCAUGAGCGUAGUAUGAACACCGACAUCUUGAUCGGCGUCCUUAGUCGGGUAAUCAAGCUACGUGAACAAAUGUGGAAGGAUGGCUCAGAGGGUAUGAAACCACUACGGCUUAUAAUCAUGUCGGCGACCCUACGCGUCGGCGACUUUGCAGAGAAUCAGACGCUGUUCUCGUCGCCGCCUCCGGUUGUCAACGUUGAUGCUCGCCAACACCCUGUAACAAUACACUUCAAUCGACGGACGUCUUCUGACUAUGUGCGCGAAGCGGUCAAGAAAGCGGCCAAGAUUCAUGCUCGUUUGCCACCGGGAGGUAUCCUCAUAUUCUUGACAGGGCAAAAUGAAAUUCUGGGCGUCUGCAAAAAGCUCGAGGCACGAUAUGGCAGAAAAGCUCUGGAAGCAAGAAAGAAGAGGAGACAAGUUAUUCAAGCUUCUUCUGUUUUUGCAGAAUCCGUUACCAGUGAAGCUCACUGUCCUAUUACUCCGCUUCAUGCCGACAUCGAGGUCGAGGAUAUCGAGUUUGGCGUUUACGAGCAGGAGUUAGCACUCGAUGUGGACGGAGAUCUUGCGGAGGAAGAUCCUGAAGGCCUUGAUAGUGACGACGAAGAUGGGGUCAACGCUGAACUUGGCAUCGAUAUCGAGGAGUGUGAUGUCCCAAUGCAUGUCGUCCCUCUGUAUUCGCUCUUGCCGAGCGAGAAACAAAUGCGAGUUUUUGAUUCACCACCAACAGGCUAUCGUUUGGUGGUAGUAUCAACAAAUGUUGCAGAGACCUCCCUUACAAUACCAAAUAUACGUUAUGUAAUCGAUUCUGGUCGAGCGAAAGAGCGACAUUAUGAUAUGGCGAGCGGAAUUCAGUCCUUCCAGGUCAGUUGGAUCUCCAAGGCUUCCGCCGCCCAGCGAGCUGGUCGUGCUGGUCGUACAGGUCCAGGACACUGCUAUAGACUCUAUUCCUCUGCUCUUUAUGAGCAUUAUUUCGAGUCUUUUUCACAGCCUGAAAUCCUGCGCACGCCGAUCGAGGGCGUCGUUUUGCAGAUGAAAAGCAUGAACAUUGAUGCAGUUGUCAACUUCCCUUUCCCAACCCCUCCAGAUAGGCAGGUGUUGAAAAAGGCUGAGACGGUCCUGACUCGUCUUGGCGCGCUCAGUAGUACACCUCUCGUAUCGCAAGCGGGGGUGUCUAUGUCAACGAUCGGGGGCCAAGUGACGCCUCUAGGGAAGGCAAUGAGCUUGUUCCCGCUUUCCCCACGCUUCUCUCGAAUGCUUGUUGGGAGUCAGCAACAUGGUUGUUUACCUUAUGUGAUCUCGAUUGUGGCAGCGAUGUCGGUCGGUGACCCUUUUCUUCGCGAAGAGGGAUUAGAUGCCGAUAGCGAGUCUGAUGGUGACGAUGAAGGACUGGGACACAUCAAGAACGCUUCCGUUAGAGCGAAAGAGGCGAUGAGGGCCCGUCGGCGGACAUUCUUUGAUGACAUUUUCAGAUUACUCUCGGUUGUCGGGGCCUACGAGUAUUCCGGAGGGGGUCACCAGUUUUGUAAGGCCCACUUUGUAAGGCCAAAGGCCAUGGAAGAAAUACACAAGCUGCGAGCACAACUAAGCAGCAUUGCCGAAGCAAAUUUUCAAAACGCUGAAGUCGGCUUUAACACAAACAUUAAACCCCCCAACGACACUCAGCUAAAAGCUAUCCGUCAACUACUUGCUGCCGCCUUUAUUGAUCAAGUAGCGGUACGGAAAGAUCUGAUACAAAAAAACACUAGUGGGAAGCAGUUUUCAACUGCUAAAGGCGUCCCGUAUGCGGCGGUGGGAGUGCCCGAGGAUGUUUUCAUCCACCCAACGUCUGUGCUUAUGAAUCGCCCUCCGCCAGACUAUCUCGUCUUUUCUGAAGUAGUCCAAACAUCACGGACCUGGAUCAAAGGACUCACAAUCAUAAAUCCUGCAUGGCUGUCGAGUCUUGGAAAACAGAGUAUGUGCACGUUUUCCAAGCCUUCCAAAAACAAUGCCGGUGUCAUGAUGUCUAUACCACGGUUUGGGCCAGAUCAGUGGGAGCUGCCUCCUGUGAAGGUGUGAUUGAUAUAAAACUGUAUUAUUCGAUAUGUAUGCAAUACGAUCUAGACAGUACAGCCAAUAGGCUUUAUCGAGAAAUCGCUGACAUUGAUGACGCCGUUGCUGAAGCUCAAGGCCCCUCCCUCCCACACAAAUUUGAAAAGUCUUCAUCGUUGGUCAUGUGGCUAGCUAUUGCAAUUAUGUUUGGCUUUGCAAAGCUUUUCGUGUUCUGAAGUAUUCAUGAGCGAACGUAACAUGCCUGCACUUUGGGUUGUCAAGUUUUACCACACCUGUAGAACGGCGAUUGAUUAUACCUCAGAGUCGCACUAAUGAUACGUUAAUUAAUAUGCUCUCGGUAACUUGACGCGACCGUCUAUGCGCAUCGUAGACAAAUACUCAUCAUAAUCGAUUGAGGUUGGGUGAUGGUGCACUUCC